Drosophila subobscura is the source of this 2315-nucleotide messenger RNA. RefSeq lists its product as uncharacterized. Lineage: Eukaryota; Metazoa; Arthropoda; Insecta; Diptera; Drosophilidae. Bases 92 to 2092 code for a protein of 666 amino acids. The record is from RefSeq and is a predicted model, not a curated record. The transcript has 3 exons.
UUUUUACGCACACACAAAAGGCUUAUUAAAUAAAUGUUACUAACAGAAAAAUAUUAGUUUGGCAAAGAGAACGUAAGCAAAGCGCGGCAUUAUGAUCGAUAUACUGUCAAUGCCGCGCCGCAACAACGUGGCGGGCAAUGCGGCACUCCUCAAGAUGAUCAGCAAUAAGACGGGGCUGCCGAUCAACAGUCUGCCGGGAUGGGAGCUCAUUCCGCUCAACUGUAAGCUGCCGAUGCUCAAGUGUCCCGGUAAUCAAGUGAUAUUUUCCAAGAACAAAAUUGGACAAUCGUUCAAAAGCGACAAACAGGAGUUUGAUACAUCGGUGACUGGGGCGGCCAUACCUGAGUACAAUCCAUUGCAUGAUUCGAAUCUGAGAACCUUUUACUCCAACGAGCGCAAUCUGAAGCGUUUGAGGGAGAACGGCGAGAUCACACAAACGAAUGAUGUGAUAUGCAAUCUGAAGGACUUCAACCAGCAUCGCCAGGAGCUGCACAAGUCACAGCUGUACUAUGUGCUGCACGCGUACAAGCGUCGCGAGGCAGAGCAACACGAUCGCCUGCUGAUAGCCAAUGCCGAGGCGAUCACCAAGCGCGAUCAUCUCAAUCUGGCGGCCCGUCAUCAGUGCUACGAGGAGGUGGUGGCCAGAAAGAUGCGCCUGGACAUGGAGAAGCACGAACGCAUGGUGCACUUGUCCAACAUUACGCUGGAGAAGAUGAAGCGAUUGGAAAACCUGGCGUCCAUGCAGAACCUGCUCCUGGAGCAUCGCAAGAUGCUGACAAACAUGCGGGUGCAGGCGCACAUCAGCCUGUGCCAAGAUCUGCAGAGAAAGUACCUCAUCAGGCAGAAGAAAUUGUUCCAGUUCAAGAAGGAUCGCUUCAACAAGAACAUGCGUCAGCUGCAGAAGCAGCGCAUGACGAAGAACAACGAGGGACAGAUGCUUUUCUGGAAGAAGCGCCUGGACGAGCGGAUUGCCAACCAGCAACGCCUUCAGAUUCUGCUCCAGGAAGUUGAGUUGGAGCGUGGGAUGUUCAUUGAGCAGCACAAGGCGAAAUACGAACUGAAAUGGAAGCAGAUCCAGGAUGAGAUCAAGGAGCGCACCCGCCAGACGGUGCUCAAGCGUCGGCCAAAGCGACGCAAGCGCAAGAAGAAGCCCAAGCGUGUGCAGCCAUCGUUCUGCGAGGAGUACCAGGCAACCUUUGAUGGCCUGCUGGACAGCGAGCUCUGCUAUGCCCUCAAUGCAGCCAUUGCCAUGGAGGGCCAUUCGCCGGUGACCUUUGCCCCAGACGAUCCCAUCUACAAGGCUGCCCAGUACAUACUCAACUACAUACUGACGGGCUUCACUGAAGAUCUCAGCGAGGAUGAAUGCGCCCUCAAAGUAUUGAUUUCGCGCAUUCGCGAUUUCCUAUGCGACGCCAUGAAAUACGUCAACUAUAAAGCAUCUCAGAUCAUUAACUUUGGCAGGGAUCAUAAUGGCAUGGACCUGGGCCCCACGGUGGCCAAGCCCUGCAUUCCACAAAAGAACUCGCGUGCCUCGCACGUCUCCUUCAGCGGUGUGGCCAGCACCAUUGGCGUGGGCAGCUACGAGAUCCAUCCGUUUGUGGAUGUACGUUCCUGCUCGGAGCGUCGGCCCACGCCGGCUGGUUCCCUGGCCUCGCUGGUGGUCAGCCAGAUUGGCGAGCAGAUGAUUCAGGACAAGGUGCGAUUGCCGCACUUGAAUCGCAACGAGAUCGUCUUCAUCGAGCACUAUUUGGUGAAGUUUAAGCGCGAGCUGCUGGUCGGCCUGGACAAGACGGUCUUUGCGGCCAUUCAGUGUCACUUUGAGAAUCGCAUGAUGGACGUGAGGGAGGAGCUGCUGGAGCUGGACCGAGAGUAUCUGUUCCAAGAAAUAGCCCGCGGCAUUCUCAGCUAUGCGGCCAAUCCGCUCAACUAUCAGUCGAUAAUCAAGCUGGCCGUUAGCGCAAUGUCCAGUGAGGUCAUUACGGAUCUGCAACAGACCAUCCUCAAGCCAGGCGUCAAUCCCCGCGGCCUCAACCAUCCUUGCAGCUGCGGCACAGAGCGGGAGCGUGACCAAUUUGCACUUUGCACGACUUAGGAGAGCACCCUCAAUGUCCAACGUUCUAUGAUUUUGGUAAAACGUAUCUGAAUAAAUUGUCCGUGUAUAGCUAAUAUUGAAAGACUCACAUGAAACCGCGUGAAAAGACGAACAACCCACGAACCCAGGGUACACAAUAUUUGAAUGUUUUGGCCAAAUGGAUAUGCCUUGUUUAAAUUGCAUUUGAUAUAUUGUAGGAAACACUCACCUCAACUUAACCAAU